Messenger RNA from Chelonia mydas (Green sea turtle), 3282 nucleotides. RefSeq lists its product as uncharacterized. Gene Ontology annotation, molecular function: calcium ion binding. The transcript is spliced from 13 exons. The record is from RefSeq and is a predicted model, not a curated record. NCBI's taxonomy places the organism in Eukaryota, Metazoa, Chordata, Testudines, Cheloniidae. The coding region runs from base 932 to 2752 and encodes 606 amino acids.
CUCACCCGCUGCGGCCCCUGCACCCAGCGGUGGCCUCUCAACCAGCCGCUUGGCCUGGGGGAGCCUGACCAGCCCCGAGGCGGGACGGACAGGGGCGGUGACCAAUGAGCGGAGGGAACGGCGAGCCGCGGGGCGGGGCAGGCGCCCGGCCUGUGGACGGCUGUUGCUAAGCCACCGGCCGAGGGCGCGGGCGGGGGGCGAAACGGGGCCGCCGAGCGCGCCCCUGGCGGCCGGCGCGGGCCAUGCGGGCUCCCUGCUCCGGAGCUCCCCAGGCGGCCCGGCUGCAUCGGGGGGGGCGCCCAAGGGUUACCGCCCCCUGCUGAGAGAGGGGCGAGCCCGUAGCCCCCUUUCCCGCCCCCGGGGCCGAGGGGGUGGGGAACUGACCUUGCGUCCCCCCUCCCCCCCCGCAAGUGGCUUCCUGAGGCCACCUGUGACCCCCCCCCCCAGCUCGGUGCAGGGGGCUAGCAGCCGCCCCGGCCCGCCCCUUCCGUCGUCCCGGCCGGGCGCUGCAGCCGCCGCCAGCCGGGCCCCGCGAGCAGCGCCCAGGGGGGCCCCGCGAGCUCCGAGCCGGCGGGACGCGUUGCUUGUAAAGAGCCGGACCCCGGCGGGAGCAGCGGGAGGGAGCUCGCGGGGCGCGGCCGGGGCGCGGCCGGUGCCUCUGGGAUGCGCCGGGGGCCGCUUCAGCACCCGAGCGCCAGGACAGCUCUUGGCGGGGCUCGCCCGGCCCGGCUCCGCGCCGGCGGCGGCCGCCUGGAAUCCGAACCCUCGGGACGUUCUGAACGGAAACCGCCCCUCCCUCCGCCACAGCUACCGGGCGGCCGCGGGCCUGGGCGCGGCGCUUUCCGGGCCCCGAUGGCUCGCUGGGCGGCUCCCCGCCGCGGGCUCGGAGCCUCGCCCCUGGGGACCGUCUGAUGCCGCCAGCAGCGGCGAGAUGGGAGAUUCAGACCAAGCAGCGAGUGAACUGAAAAUGCUGGGCAAGUGGAUCCUCCUCCUGCCGUUAUUAGCCACCCAGCUUCAGAGCAAAACCCAGGAUCCAUACAAGCAGGAAUGCAGUACAAGGGGAAUUCAGUGUCAUCCAAAGGCAAUUUGUCAGCUGGAUGAAGUGACAACCUAUUUCUAUUGUCAGUGUCUGCCAGGAUAUGAGGGUGACGGCACUAAUUACUGUCAAGAGCCUGCUGACAGCAUAACUGUUUUCAAUAAAUCUGCUUGUGACGGCUUUGGAGAGCAGGUUUGUCUUAUCAAAGUGAUGACUGGAAGAAAAGUCACUUUCAGAGUCUCUCUUUCUGGGAACCACCAGCCAUCUAUGAUAAAAUGGUACAAAUUCUACUCUGCCCAAGGACCCCAGUUCCACAGUUAUCGAAGGAGAUUGACACCAGCUGCUAACCUGUCCCCAAAGAUGGCUCUGGCCAACAGCAGUCUGUCUCUGAAGCUGUUUUCUAUUGAUGAGGAUGAUUUUUACCCAAACAUGUUCUGGGCUGAAAUCCAAGCAAAAGCCUUGCCUGAUAAACAGGCAAACAUUGAAGCGUAUGAUUUCACAGACUUUCAGAUAUUAAACCCUUCCCACUUGAGGUACUUUUUCGUCCUAGAAAGAAUGCCAAUAGAGCUUGGACAGUUUCUAGAAGGAGACACUGUUACCAUCCAGCUGCCUCAGUAUCUUCAGGUGUCUCCUUCCAGCUUUGUAAAGUGGACCAAGGAGCCUUCGCUCAUGACACUGUUUGAUACCAAUGCUGUUGUGCUGGCCAAUGGGACUGAGGGGAUUGAGAUCAAAGGAGUAAAGAAUAAUGAAUUUGGUUACAUCCGAGCUCUUGUCUAUGAUUUCACCCCUGAUGUUCCUGGAAGGGUUAUGGUAGCCCAGAGGCUCUUCUUCAUAAAGAAGGAUAUUAGUAAAAUGUGCAAUGGAACUCGGAAUGAAAAGAAUUGCCACUGUAACCCGGGAUUUGAGGGAAAUGGCGUACACUGUAUUGAUAUAGAUGAGUGUGUGGAAGGGAUGCCCAUGAAGUGCCUGCCCGAGGCUGAAUGUAUCAAUAGAUAUGGAUCAUACUUUUGUCGUUGCCCACACGGAUUCGAAGAUAUAGAUGAGUGUGCAAGAGGUAUCCAUAACUGUAAUCAGGAUGCUACUUGUCUGAAUACUCUUGGCUCCUAUUUCUGUGUGUGUCAGAGUGGGUUCAUUGGCGAUGGCAUUCACUGUAAAGCAAAAAGCAUAUGGUCCCCAUGGUCUCCGUGGUCGGUCUGUACUGUCACAUGUGGAUACCAGAACCAGAUGCGGAUCCGCUUGUGCACCCAUCCGGAAAGUGGAAUGCGUUGUGAGGGACCUUCUGCUGAUCUCAAGCUUUGUCCCAAUCUAGAACCAUGCCCAAUGAAUGGCCAAUGGUCAGAAUGGUCACCCUGGUCAGUGUGUUCUGACACCUGUUUGGGAAUCAGGAAAAGAAUCCGGAUUUGCAAUAGUCCUGCUCCUUCCAGAGGAGGUUUGCCCUGUGCUGGGUUAAAGGAGGAAGUCACUGUGUGCAACAACAACAAAUGCCCAGUUGAUGGGAUGUGGUCUCCGUGGGCAUCCUGGACUCCCUGCCCCAUCUCUUGCGGCCUUGGCGUGGUGAGCCGAUCUCGACGAUGCAAUAAUCCUGCCCCAGAGCACGGGGGAAAGAACUGCACUGGACACGGAUAUGAGGAAGGUUCUUGUGGAUUUCCAGAGGAUUUUUGCAAAUACCUGAAGCGACCAUCUGAAUCCAUUAUACCAGGGAAACUGAUCCAGUAAUCAGUCUAAGGAAGUUAGUGUGCUGAAAACCUAUUGAAAUUCAGUGGCCUCUAACUCACUUACAUGCCUUUGAAAAGUCCAGCUGUACUGAAAAGUUCCAGAAGAAACCUGCCUCAAUAGAAAACUUAUAGUCAUAGUACUUACUGGAAAACACACAGUAUUGGUGUUGGAACCAGUGUAGUGUACUGAAUGCUAAGGCCUAUGGUGUUCAUGACUUUAAUAGAGAAGAAUAAAAGCUGGGCACAAAAUGAAGACUUACAUAAUUACUUUUUUUGCUGCGAGGCAUAGGGAAACUUGUACUAUGCCUUUGAAUAAGAAGCUAAACCCCGGUAAGCAAAAACAGUGAAGCCAAGGAUGGGGGAAGGAUGCCAGGGUCCAAGACAGACAGAGAAACCAGAAGCACCCUUUUGAGAAGUGGGACAUAAAGCACUAUACUGUCUGCAGAAUUUACAGAUAUGAUAAAACACCCCUGUCACUAACACUGUAUUUAUGGCACUGCUUCAUGGGCAGGGAUGGUGUCUCUAGCCUCU